AGAACGCAGACGUUGUCAGAGAAGUCAGACAUUUUCUUCGCCGGCGGCAAGUGCACCCAGACCGGCAUAGAUCACGUGAAUGGCAAUCUCCCACCCCACCACCUCGCCGGCGCCGCCGCGCCCGCAGUCUCCGGGCAUCGGCGGCGUGCCCCUCUCGUCGGCUAUCAGCGACCUCCUCCGCUUCGUCCUUUCCUCCCACGCUGCCGGCGCCGCCCCGGACGACGGCCCGGCUGCCUUCCCCCUCUCGCCCUCCUACUGCGCCCGCCUGCUCGACGACGGCGGCGACCUGUGCAGGAAGCUGGCGGCGGGUAUUGAGCAGUGCCUCGAUGAGGGGAGGCUCCCGGGGCCGCCCGCGGUGGCCGGGAUCCCGGUUGGGGAGGAGGGGCCGGAGGAGUGGGAGGCGGUGCUGCUGCAGAAAGGCGCCGAACUGAAGCUGAUGUACAAUGCUGUCGACUUUGAGCUGCAUGUUCAGGAACCAUACUUCACUCAACUCAGAGCCGAAGCCAAGACAGUUGAAGGGAGGUUAGCGACUGGUAACUACAACCGGAUUACACAAGGUUCUUUGCUGCUAUUCAAUAAAUGCCUAUUGCUUAAUGUUGAGGCAGUUAGGAAAUACAGUUCAUUCUCUGAGAUGCUGCAAGCAGAGAUAAUCUCAAAUGUCCUUCCUGGUAUUUCAUCAAUAGAAGAAGGUGUCAAAGUAUACAGGACAUUCUAUACAGAGGAAAGGGAAAAGUCUUAUGGAGUCUUUGCAAUAUCUGUUUCAAAGCCAUCAGCUCAGCCUUACACAACUAUGACUGAUAUUCUUGCUGGAUUGAGUUAUGAUGGAUUGGGUCGACUCCUUGGUAUGGCCAGAACAGCUGGAACAGUUCCAGAUGGAUUACCUCCUCCAAGAUCUACACUGAUAUCAUCUUGUAUGAGACUACACCAACCAAAUGAGGUGAAAGGUUGUUCAUUAACUGAUGCUGCAAGGGCAUUGGCCAAACAUGUUUACAGGAGUACGAAAGGACGGUGCGGAGACAUUAGUGGAAGUGAUACAAGCAAGAACGAACUCGCAUCUGAAGCCAUUGACUCUUUGUUACGUGAUUGUGGCUGGAUGAAUGUUCAUCUGACUCAACCAUAUGGUCCUGUUUUUGAAAUCCGUGUGCAUGAAGGUUAUGGCGCCAGAUGGUCUCAAGAUGGUGCAAAGUUCAUUGGAUUCUUGGAGCCCUACACCCCAGAAGGCUUUUCUAAAGGGUGGAAACACUAGCUAGAUCAUGAUCUGUAUAUAGCAGUCCAGCAGAGCUGUUCAUUUGUAGCACCUGUAUGCUAAGUGUUUUGUUGUGACCAAUUACUGAAGAUAGUUUGUUUUUUGCGAGGAUACUGAAUAUAGUUGUCUUGGUCAAUGUAGAAGAAAUGAUCAUGUUAUUACGUCAGCUUCCUGCAUAUUUAUUGUACUUUUUCCAUUUUGUGAUAACCAACUGAUCUGGCUUAAGGGCCUUCCUUGUAAAGUUACUAAUUUUAUAACCUAAAAUUUAUCUUGGGACCAAUGUA
Molecule: messenger RNA, 1530 nt
Organism: Panicum virgatum (switchgrass)
Lineage: Eukaryota; Viridiplantae; Streptophyta; Magnoliopsida; Poales; Poaceae
Exons: 10
Coding region: 80-1246 (388 amino acids)
Source: RefSeq, a predicted model, not a curated record